This is a messenger RNA of Amaranthus tricolor (Joseph's coat), 1937 nucleotides long. Its product is annotated as F-box protein CPR1-like. The record is from RefSeq and is a predicted model, not a curated record. The transcript has 4 exons. The coding region runs from base 373 to 1524 and encodes 383 amino acids. NCBI's taxonomy places the organism in Eukaryota, Viridiplantae, Streptophyta, Magnoliopsida, Caryophyllales, Amaranthaceae. Gene Ontology annotation, molecular function: protein binding.
AUACAAGACUGUCCAGUGUCCACGUAUAAAACCCACACCAGUUCAUAAACAAUUAAUGCACCAUAGCGAUAGCAUAUUCAGCUUCACUUGCGGACAAUUGUGGUAAUUAAAAAAUGGGUCGUCUUCAACAAUCGGUUUACGCCUUCAUUUCUCGAGGCGUGGACAUCAGCACCUGUUGCUGCUCUAUUCUAUGGGAUCCACCUGCCCAUUGCCCUUGGUGAACCUGUUCUGAUAUACAUCUCCCAAGGCUCACAAUCAGUACAUUACUCCACUAGUUUGAUGAACCUGAUGGGUAUGCACACAUUCUGUCAAGAACCGUAGUAACUCAAGAACUCCAUUUGUAUCUUCAACCCAUUGUAUAAAGAAAGAGUGAUGGAAAAUAUACCACUGGAGAUCAUCUUGUACGGCGUACUCCCAAGAUUGCCUGCUAAAUCUCUAAAGUGCUUCAACUGCGUUUCCAAACCAUGGCUAGCCUUGAUAUCUAGCAAUGAGUUCAUCAACGAUCAUCUCCACUAUACUCUUGCAUCAAACACAAAUCACCUUCUAAUUCUCACCGGAAAUGACACUUGCCUCUACUCAUGCAACUUGGAUUUUCCAAAAGGCGGUACUGUCAAGUUGCCGAGCUUUGGUAUUGAGCCCUCGGUUGUUGGAUCUUGUAAUGGCUUGCUUUGCAUUCAAAGUUAUAGGCCUUAUUGUCUUGUUUUGCUUAAUCCGUCAACUGGAAGCUACCGGGAACUUCCCUCUUUGCUUCCAUCUAGAAGAUGUUCUGCUAUGAAUUUUGGGUUUGGGUUUGAUAGUAAAAAUGAUGAUUAUAAAGUGGUCAGAAUAGUAGACCGUUAUUCUUCCUUGGGGUUCCUUGGUUACCAUAUGGAUAGAAUAGUUCAUGUUUAUAGCUUGAAGAAAAAUUCCUGGGAAGUAAUUGAGUGGACAUCACCUGAAUGUUCAAUGGGACCCUCCCGUGAAAAUGGUGCCCUUGUAAACAACCAUCUUCUUCAUUGGAAGUUUUGGUGUUUAUUGGAAAGUAAGUAUCGGAUACGUUGCUUUGACCUCUGUGAAAAACAAUGGAUCAAUGAUGUCCCUUUGCCGGACUGUAUGGAAAUGGGUUUUAACACUUAUUCUGAUCAGAAUAGCAAUACACAAGAUAGACUGCUAGAUCUUUGGGUUUUCGAUGGACGUUUGUAUUUGUCGAUCAAAAAUCAAAAGCAAUCGGCUGUUGAUAUAUGGGUCAUGAAUGAGUAUGGUAUAAAAGAUUCUUGGGUUAAGCUGUUUGAAAUAUCAGAUCCAAGGGUGUUCGAAUCAACACGAGUUUCACUCAUUGCUUAUCAAAGCAUUAAGCGUCAGAUUUUGCUUAGGAUAGUGUAUAAAGCUGAGCAUAAGAUUUUGUGGUACGAUAUUGAGAGUGAAACAGUGGAGAUUGCUGUAAUCGGUGGUCUCAAUGAUAGCCUUUGGGUUGAUGUAUGUAAAGGCACCCUUCUUGAUGUUCCUGGUGGUUCAAAAAUUGGAACAACAAAACAAAUGGCUUAGACUGAAGAUGUCUUAAACCAGGAUGCUAUGAAGUUAUUAUCAUGCUGUGAUGGUUCUUGAAUGGCAACCAUGCUGAACAGUUCUUCUCUUUGCAUCAGUCAUUUAGGUACCCAUCCACACUAAGUCGCUCAUUGAGAUAUCGACAACUUCUUAAAUUUUCAGAAACUAUGUAUAGAAUAAGAUCAUUAUCUGCAUUUUGCAAGAUGAAUCGCGACUCGAUUCCAUAAGGUUUGAGAAAGUAUUACUCCAUGUUCAUGAUAUUUGAUUAAAAGGGUUGAUGUAUAUUGCUGGGUUCCUUAAUGUAAGUGUAUACACUAUACAUGAUAAUAUUUAUCAGCUACAGGAACAGUACAUAUUGCCAGGCUGCUAUUUUAGUUUGAAUGCCAUGAAUAUAACUUGCAUUAUUUUUUUAA